CCUCAUUCCGGAAAUCUUGCUUGAGGCUAAUUCCCAAGCUUUUGCAAUGAAGAACGCCAUUUUUCAUGAGGGCUUAAUCAAGACAUUUCUCUCCUACUUGAUUUUUCAAGCUGGUGUUCUCGGUAAAGCAAUUCCUCGAACAACCAGCUGCCUCAGCAAUUAUUACGCUGGCCCUGUUAACCCAAGCUUCGAGACCGGUACCCUUGAUGGCUGGGAAGUCGUCAGUGGCGAUGCCUUUGGCAGCGCCUCUGUGAGCUCAUCCCCAACUUACUGGGGAGGUUCAUUCAACAAAGUUGGCAACUACUUCUUGUGGGGUUUUCCCCAGUCUGGGGAUCCUGCAGUCGGAGAAAUUCGCUCAAGCACGUUCCAAGCGAGCUCCGUAAUGAGCUUCCUGGUCGGUGGUGGUUGGGGUCCUGUCAAUCUCUACGUUGGGCUGGUUCGAGAGAGCGAUGGUAGUCUCCUUUUCAGCCAGACGGGGACCAAUGAUGAGGCCAUGAUCCGCAUUAUCUGGGAUACCAGCGGUUAUGCUGGAGAGACGGUCCACAUGAUUAUCUACGAUAAUAGUACUGCUGCAUCAUGGGGUCAUAUCAACUUGGACGAUGUCCGUACUGGUUGCGACGCUCUUGGUGAUGGUGGCCUUACCUUUAAUGUUCUUGGCCAAGUCAAUCAACCUCCGCAGAGUGCAACUUCACUGUCGACUACGCAGCUUUACGCUUCAGACCCGAUUCGUCCACAAUUCCACUACACUCCUUACCAAGGUUGGAUUAAUGAUCCUGCUGGCCUGAUUGAAUGGAAUGGCCGUCACCAACUCUUCAGUCAAUUCAAUCCCGCCGCACCAUUGUGGGGUCCUAUGCAUUGGUCGCAUGUGGACAGCUCCGAUGCCGUACAUUGGCGCGAAUUACCUGUGGCGCUUUUCCCGCCUUACCCUGAUAAUCCAUUAGAUAGCAGUGGCCGCUUCACAGGCAGCGCAGCGUUGGACAAUGAUACAGGCGCGCUCCAGCUCAUCUUCACCGAUUUUUCCGAUAUCGCUCUGCACCCCAACUUGCUUCCUGAAGUCGUAUCGACGGCAAAGAGUACUGACGGCAUUGACUUCCCAUUAUACUCCGGAAACCCAAUCAUUGCAGCCCCUCCUUCGGAUUCACCCAGCGGGUUUAGAGACCCGAAGGUAUUCUUGGACACCACCGACAAUAUCUGGAAGAUGGUUGUCGGCUCAGGCGAUACGACGAGCGGCAAGGUACAACUCUUCAAGUCAACAGACCCUAACCUUCUUACCUGGGAUUAUGUUGGCGUCCUCUUCGAGGGCAAUGGAAGUACCGGAACCAUGUGGGAGUGCCCCAACUUCUUCCCACUUGAUGGCAAAUGGAUUUUGUUCUAUGGCGGCGAUGGUCUCGGAUGGUACGAUGUCGGUACCUUUGAUGGAACAAAGUUCACCUCGGAAAAAACUGGGCUUUUGGAUGCUGGACCUGACAGCUAUGCUACUCAGUGGUACAUAGACUCUGCUGGACGCAAUCUUGUUAUCACCUGGAUGGGUAACUGGGGAACUUCUAAAUGGCCCAGUCGUGUCAAUGGAUGGGCUGGUGCACAAUCUAUUACUCGACAGCUGUUCGUUCGUGCUGAUGGAGGGCUUGGAAGUAAGCCUAUUGACGAAGUGUCGACACUUGCAAGUGGAGAGGUCCAAAAUUUGGGACAGACGAAUGUUCACGGCACCAUUACUGUGGGAUCCUCGAACACUGCUCGACUCCAGAUGACGGUUGAUCUUGCAUCUACUAACGCACCUGCCUUCACCGUACAAUUGUAUUCUUCCAUCGCUGAAUCGGUAGUCCUUACCUACAGUGUCGUGAAUAAAACCCUCACCCUGGAUACUACGAAUGCCGGGUAUGGCCAAGCUGGGACAUGGAGUGCGAUCAUUGACGUAUCGUUGAAUGAAAAGUUGGCUCUCGAUGUUCUUAUCGAUCGCUCAAGUGUUGAGAUCUUUACUGGAGAUGGGACGGCGAUGACUGCGACUGUGUUCCCACAUUACCAGGAAUCAAAGGACAUCAAUAUCGUUUCCGAUGGGGGAGAGACAGUGUUUAAUACUAUCGCUUUGACGCCGUUUGGGUCUACUUGGAGCUAGCUCUGGGCAAUGGGCAUGUGGUCGGGUUUUUCGCUCUGCCAGGCGGAGGGCUGCUAGAUAUAGUGCUAAUUGAUUAAUUUAAACAAAUUCGCC
Messenger RNA from Hyaloscypha bicolor E, 2206 nucleotides. RefSeq names its product glycoside hydrolase family 32 protein. Lineage: Eukaryota; Fungi; Ascomycota; Leotiomycetes; Helotiales; Hyaloscyphaceae. The transcript has a single exon. Gene Ontology annotation, biological process: carbohydrate metabolic process. Bases 47 to 2113 code for a protein of 688 amino acids. The record is from RefSeq and is a predicted model, not a curated record. Gene Ontology annotation, molecular function: hydrolase activity, hydrolyzing O-glycosyl compounds.